AUGAAGUCCCUGCGACAUUUGGACCUCGGCCUCAACUCCCUGGUUUAUGACGGUUUGGAAAAUUGCUCCUGGCCACCUAACAUCAUCAAUAUGAGUCUGUAUUCCAAUGCCAACAUGAUGCAGACUGGGUGCACAAUUCCCUCAUUCCCAACCUCGAAGGCCCCUCAGGAGGACUCAGAAUCUGCCAUCAUGAGAAACACUUUGUGCCAGAAGUCUAUUAUUGAGAACAUCAUCACCUCUGUGGAGAAAAGCAGACGCUCCUUGUUUGUGCUCUCUGCUCACUUUGUCAAGAGCGAGUGGUGCCAUUAUGAGCUGUACUUUGCCAGCCACCAACACCUUACUCAGGGCUCGGACAGUGUUGUGCUGGUGCUGCUCGAGCCUCUGCCUCAAUACCUGAUCCCGUCUAAGUACUACCAGCUGAAGGCCAUGAUGAACCGGCACACAUACAUUGAGUGGCCUCAGGACAGGGCCAAGCACCGGCUGUUCUGGGCUAACCUCAGGGCUGCCCUACAGGCAGAUCUGCCAAAUGCCCCAGUCACAGAACUAGAAGAGUGACUGUGAAAGUCAGACUUAACACCUAAAAGGAAGUGGGGAGAGGAAGUGUGAAUUAAGGAUGCAACAAUUAUAGAUUUUGAUGGUACAAUUAUAAUCUGAGGAAAAAUCCCAGUUGCACAGUUAUGCAUUCAUUUACUUCACCACACUAUGGAUGUAUAAAAUCAUGAGCAGUUUUAGUAAAAAUUCUGCUUUGUUUCUGUUGGUUUAUGUUGCACUGAAAGCCCAACUAAAAACUCAUCGCUACUUUAUUGAUUAUAAGUGACACGAACAGCUCAGUGUUGGUGAGCUCUAAUCUGCAGUCAAUAGUGAAAUCCGUAAAUUCCUGCAUACUUUGUGUGAAUGGGGCAGAGGAUUGGCCACAAGAGUAAAAACAUCUGGAGACACUGAGCGAAAAUGGUGUGUACAAUUUCUCAUUUUUUUUAACCCAUAUGCAUACUUUCUUGAGCUAUAGUCUCUUAUUUUAUUUGUAAUCUUGUACUAUGAGCUGAUUGAACUGAAUGAACUGAUUGUUUUUUUAAAUGAAUCAUAACCGCACAGAUUUCAGUGUAUGAAUGCCUUUCCCCAUGUGUUUGCUAAUCUAUACCUCCUACCAAGUCUGAUACUCAAUAGGCAAAGUUUUUUCCUCUAAAAACAAAUCAUGUAAUAACAUGUCACACAUCUUUAAAUCACAUUUAAUGGAAACAUUUAUGUAAACUAACAAUUUGUUCGAGUUUGUAACAAAAACAAUAAACUUCACCCAAGAAUAUCAAAA
Larimichthys crocea (large yellow croaker) is the source of this 1306-nucleotide messenger RNA. Its product is annotated as toll-like receptor 1. Gene Ontology annotation, cellular component: plasma membrane. The record is from RefSeq and is a predicted model, not a curated record. Gene Ontology annotation, biological process: inflammatory response; toll-like receptor signaling pathway. Lineage: Eukaryota; Metazoa; Chordata; Actinopteri; Sciaenidae. Gene Ontology annotation, molecular function: signaling receptor activity.